AGGCUCAAGCAAUGAUAUACCAGAAUACACUAGAGGAAAAACCUUUAUGUCAUCACUGUUAAGUGCUGAAAACCUCGUGUGCUCAUGGUUCAUACCGCAAGCGAUUUCUUGUGGAUAAGGUCCUCCGAUUAAGCAUCCUUCAAGCUGUGAAGGGAGAAGAAGUUACAGAAAUGACCGGAAGAGCAGAAGAUGUCAAUGUUCAAGGGAAAUUCAAUGUGGAGGAGACACAAGGAAUCAUCUUUGAGGCCAUUGAGAGCUGUCUAGGCAAUGAGGCUUACAAUCCCAGCAAGGUGAAGCAGUGGACCAAUGAUGUUGUUCAAAAAUGCAUCAGUCAACUCACCAAGACCAGCAAAAACUUUAAAUAUGUUGUGACUUGCACCCUCAUGCAGAAGACAGGAGCAGGGAUUUAUUCACUCACCAAGUGCUACUGGGAUGACACUACUGAUGGGACCUGUUCUGUGCACUGGGACAAUCAAACCAUCUACUGCAUAGUGACUGUGUUUGGUGUGGCCUUAUGAGAGGAUCUCAAGCAAUGGACUGACAUCCUCAUCAAAUCCUAUGGUUCAUCCCUUUCUUAUCACAAAUUCCAUGGGCCUACUAUGUGAAGAAGAAUGACUCCCUGAAUGUGAAGUGUGAAGGUUGUUUGAAAUCACUGAAAUUGAAUGCCUGCGGAUAAAAUACUUUUUUUUUAAGGCAUAUAUGGUAUGAAAUAAACAAUGAAAAAAAAAUUUUUGACU
This is a messenger RNA of Darwinula stevensoni, 737 nucleotides long. NCBI's taxonomy places the organism in Eukaryota, Metazoa, Arthropoda, Ostracoda, Podocopida, Darwinulidae. The record is from the annotation of a GenBank genome assembly.